CACACACACACAGUCCGAAGCCAGAAACUUAAGCAUUUCCGGAGAAGAAGAGAGGAGAUCCCCUGGGACUCAUUGCUCCAGAGAGAAGGAUGCUACAGCUGAGCUUGUCCUGGCUGGGACUGGGGCUCGUGGCUGCCUCCCCAUGGCAUCUUCUGCUGCUGGGUGGAGCCUCCUGGUGCCUGGUCCGAAUUCUGGUCUGGAUCUAUACCUUCUAUGAGAACUACUGCCGGCUCCGCUGCUUCCCUCAGCCCCCUUCGGGGCACUGGUUUUGGGGUCAUAUGGGCAUGGUCAAGAGCAAUGAGGAAGGCAUGCAGCUGAUGACUGAACUGGGCCACUACUACCCUGACGUCCACCUCUUUUGGUUUGGGGCCUUCUACCCCAUCCUGAGGCUCACCCACCCCAAGUUCAUUGCUCCCGUGCUCCAGGCCCCAGCCGCAGUGGCCCCUAAGGAAAUGACUUUCUAUGGUUUCCUGAAGCCAUGGCUGGGGGAUGGGCUGUUAGUGAGCACUGGAGAGAAAUGGAGCCACCAACGCCGCCUGCUGACACCUGCAUUCCACUUUGACAUCCUGAAGCCUUAUGUGAAGGUUUUUAAUAAGAGUGUGAACAUCAUGCAUGCCAAGUGGCAGCACCUGACCGCCAAGGGCAGCGCCCGUCUGGACAUGUUUGAACACAUCAGCCUCAUGACCUUGGACAGUCUGCAGAAAUGUGUCUUCAGCUUAGACAGCAACUGUCAGGAGUCUCCCAGUGAAUACAUUGCUGCCAUUUUGGAGCUCAGCUCCCUAAUAAUGAAACGGCACUUCCAGCCCAUCCUCUAUGUGGACUUCCUGUACUAUCUCACUGCUGACGGGCGGCGCUUCCGCAAGGCCUGUGACCUGGUGCACAACUUCACAGAUGCUGUCAUCAGGGAGAGACGCCGCACCCUCUCCAGCCAAAGUGUUGAUGAAUCUAUGAAGGCCAAGACUAAGUCUAAGACUUUAGACUUCAUUGAUGUGCUCUUGCUGGCCAAGGAUGAACAUGGAGAGGAGCUGUCUGACGAGGCCAUCCGAGCAGAAGCUGACACCUUCAUGUUUGGAGGUCACGACACCACCGCCAGUGGGCUCUCCUGGACCCUGUACAACCUGGCAAGGCACCCGGAAUACCAGGAGCGCUGCCGGCAGGAGGUGCGGGAGCUGCUGAGGGACCGAGAACCAGAGGAGAUAGAAUGGGACGACCUGGCCCAGCUGCCCUUCCUGACCAUGUGCAUCAAGGAGAGUCUGCGCCUGCAUCCUCCGGUCAUCUCCAUCUCUCGGUGCUGCACCCAGGACAUUGUGCUGCCAGAUGGCCGGGUCAUCCCUAAAGGGAAUGACUGUAUCAUCAGCAUCUUUGGGGUUCAUCACAAUCCUUCAGUCUGGACAGAUCCUGAGACCUACGACCCCUUCCGCUUUGACCCAGAAAACCCUCAGAAGAGAUCACCUCUGGCUUUUAUUCCCUUCUCCGCGGGGCCCAGAAACUGCAUAGGACAGACUUUCGCCAUGAACGAGAUGAAGGUGGCGCUGGCGCUCACACUGCUGCGCUUCCGCCUCCGGCCCGACGACAAGGAGCCGCGCAGGCAGCCGGAGCUGAUCCUGCGCGCAGAGGGCGGGCUGUGGCUGUGGGUGGAGCCGCUGAGCUCAGGAUCUCAGUGACUGGGCCUGGGACUGCCCCACUCACUUUCCUCGGAGAAUCCGGAAUAAGCAGAGCCUCACCGAGAGCCAGCAGGCGGCGCUGCAGGACAGUAGAGAACCACCGGUGGCCUGGAUGAGACAGGUGGCGCUGGUUUCCUCUUGGGUCAUCCACAGGACCUGCAGACUGAUGGGAGUCACCCAAGCUCAAGCGCGGACUUUAUUUUGGCGAUAGAGCCACCAUAGAUGUUUGAGCUGUGAGUUCCUAAACAGCCAGGGCUAUGUAAAGAAACCUAGUCUCACCCUACCCCCCAAAAAUGCGUGAUGGGGGAGCAUUACUCAUAUCCCAUAGGUCUUGUUCUUUGGGGAAAAAACUGGCAGGUGACCUUUGGGCUUGACUGCCUUGGGUGUGCAACCAUUGUUUUCGAGGGAGAAUACCGAAUAGGUAUUUUGGUAGACAUUGGGGCGGACUAUUUCAGUGACUGAUUUCCACAGUUUUAUAGUGCAUCUUAGAAGGAUAAUGGGAAUCCUGCAACUGUAUUUUUAUUUUUGAAUAUUUUUUGAAUCUCCUAUGCCGCUUGUGUUUUCAUAUAAAGUUCACAAUGAAUUUACUCAUGCAAAGAGCCCUGCCGUGAUUUUGAGUUUUCUGUAAAUUAAAGGACCAGGUGAGGAGAAUCAUCAUCUCACUAUUACUGAGCCAUUCUAUCCAUAAAUAUUGUAUAAUUCUGCAUACAAUACUGAGUAAUCCUGGAUUUCUUUCACCCAGUGUCUUGAAGUUCUCAUCACAGAUAAGCCAAAUAUAUUUUGUUCAACU
Molecule: messenger RNA, 2454 nt
Organism: Microtus oregoni (creeping vole)
Lineage: Eukaryota; Metazoa; Chordata; Mammalia; Rodentia; Cricetidae
Product: cytochrome P450 4F6-like
Exons: 13
Coding region: 90-1664 (524 amino acids)
Molecular function (GO): monooxygenase activity; heme binding; oxidoreductase activity, acting on paired donors, with incorporation or reduction of molecular oxygen
Source: RefSeq, a predicted model, not a curated record